This is a messenger RNA of Liolophura sinensis, 5091 nucleotides long. Its product is annotated as plexin domain-containing protein 2-like. The transcript has 15 exons. The record is from RefSeq and is a predicted model, not a curated record. Bases 12 to 2081 code for a protein of 689 amino acids. NCBI's taxonomy places the organism in Eukaryota, Metazoa, Mollusca, Polyplacophora, Chitonida, Chitonidae.
ACAAUAUUAAAAUGGCGAGAGCGAGGGAGCCUACGAUCUCCGAGUGCUUGUUUACUGUCUUACUAUUCGCCUUAAUACAGACGAUCACUGCCAAAGAUGCAGCUGUGGUGAGGUAUGAGGAGAGAGAGAGUGUGGGAGUUGUGGUAAAAGCAGGUCUGGUCAGAGUGCGGCGGCAGGUCCCUGUCGCAUCCACUAUUACACCCACAACAGCACCCCCUGGCAACGGAACGGAAACCGACAGGACACCAGGGAACGACACCACCAAGAACGACACGGGGGUAACCAAUGCACCUGUAACACCCACACCCACGCCCACGCCUUCACCCACCACAACAGCCCAAGGCUCUACCCAGGCGCCUGUGAGGACCACGCUCAGCCCACUGCCCACCACUACAGCUAAUGUUACAAUUUCAGAGAAUGAUGUGAAAUACUACACUGUUACGACGUUGCAUCAUCAUAUGCAGACAGUACAGAAGUACUGGAAAAACCUGUCCAAUGGAUCGGAGGUGCACCCCACACUAUCUGAUGGCCACCGACUUGCUCAGACUCUACCACUCAAGUUUGAGUUCAGGUUUUAUGGACACACCAUUAACAAUGUUACCAUAGCAACUGGAGGUUUUCUCUACAUGAGUCCAUUCCUGCACAAGUUCCUGACGGCCACUCAGUACAUCGCCCCGCUCAUGGCAAACUUUGACACCUCUCUGGGCAGCGAGUCCCACAUCCGCUAUCUCAGCACAACGGAAAUUUUUAUCGUUCAGUGGGAAAAUGUUCACCUUAAAGACCAAGUGGAAUUUGGCAUAUUUAACUUCCAAGUGCACUUGAAGAAAUCGGGGGAUAUUCUUUUUGUGUAUAAAAAUGUACCAAUUAGCGUCAACAAAAUUGUGGAGGAUAACCAUCCUGUCAAAGUGGGACUCUCCGAUGCAUUCUACAUUGAUAAAGAUGACAAGAAGCUAGGAAUGAAAAGACGGACAAUUUAUGAAUAUCACAGAGUCCAAAUCAACUUUACUCAAGUCACGAACAACACAGUGGUGAUACUGAAGCCCAACCCAACGUGUAACACAGCGCGGACGUGCGAGAGCUGCCUUGAUAACCUGGCCGCCAUGGGGUGUCGCUGGUGUGGGGUGGUACAGCGGUGUUCUGACGGGAUAGACUGGAUGAGGCAGGAUUGGCUGAACAAGGGUUGCAAAUACCUGAGCACAAAAAACAUUUCAGACUGUAAUAAUAUUCUGACUAAAACAUCAACAAAAGCAACAACAACAACCUCUUCUGCGUCGACGUCAACUUCUUCAACAUCUGCAGUCUCUACAAAGUCUGCUUCAUCGUCAUCAAGAUCAUCGUCAGUGAAUAAAACAUCGGCUUCUGUGCCGUCAAAGUCUUCAUCAGUGACAAGAACACCAACUUCAGGGUCUUCUUCAGUGACAAGAUCACCAACCUUCCUGACAUCAGUUUCUCUGUCAUCAACAUCUUCACCAGUGACAAAAACACCAACUUCACGGUCUUCUUCAGCGACAAGAGCACCAACCUCCCUGUCAUCAGUGACAAGGGCACUUACUUCUCUGUCACCGAUGACAAGAGCACCGACUUCAGUUUCACCAGUGACAAAAACACCAGUUUCUCUUUCAUCAACAUCUGCCUCAGUGUCAGGUUGUACAUUUACGAAGAGCCAUAAAAACUCUUCUAUGUGUGGUAUAAUUAUGACGCCAACAACAACUACCACAACAACAACUACCACAACAACAGCUACCACAACAACAGCUACACCAGGCUGCCCAUUUUUGAAGUCUGGAAAUGACAACUGUUCAGCCAUCGCUACUGUCCAGCCAACUAAGGCACCGCUGACUAAGAGGGGUGAUGGCAUAGGGUUCCCACCAGGAGCUGUCAUCGCUAUCAUCAUCAUUGUGGCUCUUGUCAUUGGGAUAGGGGGCUGGCUGUUCUAUGCCUACAGAAACCCUACGUCACCAUCGGGCAUGUGGCUGAUGGAGCACCGUCCUGAUGCUAUGAAAACAAAGCUGGCCAAGAUGAAGUUCUGGAAGCAGAGUACGCCAACUGGAGACAAGUAUGCUGUGGAAUCUGAAGCCUGAUUAGAGGUCCCAUGGCCAGAGAGCAACCAGAUUGGUUAUCCAAGCUCAUGAAUAUUCAUACACAUGUGAUGUAAGGGGAAAUUUUAUUGGGUGAUAUUUUAAAUAGCAGCAGAUUAUUUAACCGGGAUGAACACGUAUACACAAUGAAAGAAGGACUUGUGCAGCAUGAAGAAGGGUAUAGCUCAAGGGAGGUCACUCUGACCAUAGAACCUUAACCAAUAGUGGCUUAUUAGAGUCGACCGAAAUGUGUACCAUUGGUAAUUAGGGAAUUCUUGGUACCACCUGUUUCCUUAGUGAUCAGGAAUUAGCCAGUGGAAAAUAUUCAUAUUCCCAAACUGAACCACUCAGCAGAAUUGGAGUUGUCAUUCACUUUGAGUUUAGCAACCUUAAAAAUGAAAAAAAGAAAAAAUCCUGGAAAAAAAAAAUAACAUUUUCUGUUAGUUUUGUAGUAUCGUUGGUUUGGUUGAAACUGAAACAAAGUUACUUCCUUUCACAGGAAACUGGUUUGUAGAUGGUUUUCGAUACUUAAAAAAAAAAAAAGAACAAGGGUGUUGUAUGUUUAUCUCCAAGCAUUGUGAGCAUUGAAGUGGAUAUGAAAAGAAAACAAAAAAAGUGCUGAUUGGGAAGGUUUGUUUUUCAAGCUGAAUCAUCAACCGCUCACAAUAGCAUGUCUAGGUGAGAUGGAAUGGAAAUGGGUUGUUUCCAUUGGCUACCAUGUUUUUAUACUGUUACAUAUCAAAUGCAAUUGUGAUAUUUUACUGUCCAAGGGUUUUCUUCAGAAGCUGCAGGUUGCAUAGACCUUCUGCUUUAUCUGCUAUGAAAACUGCUAUCCCACGUUGAGCCAAGAAAGGUGUAUGAAGCUGAGAACCGUGAUGUGCCUGAUGCCUUCAUUUAAGCAGAAUCUUGAUGAGGACUGACUAACAUUAAAGUUACCUGCUAUUAUACACCUUGAAUGUGUGAGUUCCAUUUUAAAAGCAGCUCCACAGUACCCAGACUUAUAUGUCAUGUCCGUUAUGCCUUGACCUCAAACCCAGUAUAAAGUGUUGUGUGUGGCAAGAUCAGUCAUGAAUAAUCAUGACACCAAUGUCCAGUCAAAUUAAAAAGGUCACACCAGAAUCACCAGAACCAAAAGAUGAAGGUAAAAUAACCUGAACAACAACAAUUAUUCCACGGUUGAAACAUCUCUUUGAAGAAAGUGGGCCUCAUUGCAGGAGGGAGACGGCCACUGAUUGGCUAAGAAUUACUUUGCAUCCACAUAAAAGGACAGAUUUGCAUUGAAUACAUUUAUGAGGUGGGGCUUGUUAUUGUGAGAACACUUUAUAAUUGAACUUGUGAUCAAUGCAUGGUCCCUGUGUGAAUGCAGAGUAUAGGGAUAUGUGGAUGCAUAGCAGGAUCGUGGUAGAUAAAGCAGAGGACUUGUGCUAGAUAUUGUACAUACCAGGUGUUAUCUCUGUGAGGGGAAGGCUGCACGAAGCCUUCGCCAUGAAGUGUGUCAGUGAAAUCAGUGUGAGUGCAUGCGUACUGGUGUGAGUGUUCAGGCCUUGGACACAUUUUAACAGGUUAAAGUUACACACAAAAGCAGAAUACGCUUGUCUUUAAUAGGUGUUAGAAAAAAGUUACAUGCUGUGUCCGUUAAUCUGUUUUUCUCUUCUUUUUUUUUUUUUAAUCUAUUAAUUAGGUGACUCAGAUUUUCAAAGGCUGUUUGUUAGACCUCAGUAGCUGUAAAAUGCUAAUUAUAUAACCUCCAUGACAUUGGAGGUAACUCAUGAUGUCAACAUCCAUUUUGAAAAGAUAUCUUAAAAAAUAAAAACAAGCAAAGAAAAACAUUGGCUUCUCCAUGUAUUUUGUAUUUAUUGGUACUAUUAUUUUCUCUUUUUUUGUAAAAUUCUUAAUGUUCAAACUUAAAUUAAAUCAGUGAGCAGCUUCAGAGAUCAAAGUUUUAAAAAAAUGAAUGUGUUUCUUAUGUGGGCGACUUUUUUUUUAAGGCUGUACAGUUCAUAUACUGGUGGGAAGCAUCUUUUACUCUGUAUUUGUGCAGAUUCAGUUUUUUUAUUUUCAUAUCUCAGUACCUUGCUGGAGUUAUUUAUGUUCAUAUUUACACUGUGUCUCUUAUACCCUCAAAGCACCGGGCUGUUUUCAUGUAUGUAGUACGUCUGAUAAGACCAUGCAUUAAUAUGUAUGCUAAAGAGACUGAACCCACACAGGCUUUUGAUGCACAGAUGAUAUGAUUUUCUGUAUGAGUACUUGAAAAAAUAUGAGUUGUGCUUUAACAAGAUAACUUCUUUCUUUUUCAAAUUGAUUUUGUGUAGAAUGCAUAUUCUAGGAACUGUAACUUAAGAGUGUUGUUUGUGCAUUGAUUUUCUUUUUGGUUUUAUUUUUAUUUUUUGGCAAUUUGGAGAAAAAUCUGUUUUUGGACUUUCUAAAAUUAUAAAACAUUCCAUACAGAUUUAAGAUUUAGUUACACUAUAAUACUAAAUUAUGCACUUUUUUCAAUCUUUUUUUGAUAACGAAUUUUGUAACAUUGUGAAUACGUAUUUGUAUAUAUUAUUAUUAUUAUUAUUAUUCAAAAUAGUGGCGUGCUUAUGAUAUUUCUGAUAUUCAAUUCUUUUGGUGUUUUAUUCUCUUGUGUAAUUAUUGAGCUUCAAAUUUCAAGUCUCAUAAUCCUUCACCACAAACACCCACCACCUUACAAAUUAGUUCCCGGGGGUUGGUAUAUGAAAAGCUUUAAUUGCAUCUACGGGGCAUCACAUACCUGUAAAAAUCAACAGGAAAUGAAAGGCAACAGUGACUAACACAGCCACUUGACAGUAGUGGCUGGCACGGUGACAUGACAAUAGUGACUAACAUUGUGUCAUGGCAAUAGUGACUGGCACUGUGACAUGACAACAGAUCUUUGAUCCAAGACAAAUAAGAAAAAGAAUGGAAAGUAGUCAAUCCCCUGAAUCAAACAAACAAUUUUGCAAUAUGAUAGUUUUAUGCAGAUUGGUUUCAAGUGUUUGUUUCAUUUCAA